Branchiostoma belcheri (Belcher's lancelet) is the source of this 1577-nucleotide messenger RNA. Its product is annotated as RNA 3'-terminal phosphate cyclase-like. Lineage: Eukaryota; Metazoa; Chordata; Leptocardii; Amphioxiformes; Branchiostomatidae. Bases 309 to 1412 code for a protein of 367 amino acids. The transcript is spliced from 10 exons. The record is from RefSeq and is a predicted model, not a curated record. Gene Ontology annotation, molecular function: RNA-3'-phosphate cyclase activity. Gene Ontology annotation, biological process: RNA processing. Gene Ontology annotation, cellular component: nucleus.
CUUUCACCUUUCAACUCUACGUCACCUUUCACCUCUGACCCUGUCGGCUGCUAGUGUGUUGCAGAGUUGCACAAAUGAUUGGAACGGUGUAUUUAUAGCCAAAAAUUAAGCGUUUAAAAGAAAGAGAACACGUAACAGCAACACUUGAAGGAAGAAUUGGAUGUUGUCUGCAAGCUAGAGCACUAUUUGGUAUCGUGACAGUCGUUUUAACGUUAUUUGGAGCAAGCAAAACUUGUUCGUUUGCUUGGAUAAUUUUGACAGGAAAAUUAUUCAAUAUCAAGUUGCAUAUAAUUUGCUGUAUCCGGAAAAUGGCAGCGGCGGCAGCUAAGGACGUUAUUGUUAUAGAUGGAAGCUAUCUGGAAGGGGGAGGUCAGAUCCUGAGGAACGCCACGGCUCUCAGCUGUCUCCUGUCUCAGCCAAUCAGAGUCAACAACAUCCGGGCGGGGAGGAGCACACCUGGCCUCAGACCCCAGCACUUGAGCGGUAUUGAGCUGGUGCGAGACCUGUGCGGGGGGCGGCUCGAGGGAGGAAAAGUCUCGUCCACGGAGAUCGGCUUCACUCCGGGACAGAUCCAGGGCGGAAACUUCCUCGCAGACACUCACACAGCAGGGAGUAUCUGCCUGCUGAUGCAGGUAUCUCUCCCCUGUCUGCUGUUCUCCCCUGGUCCUGCACAGCUCACGCUCAAGGGAGGGACCAACGCUGAGUUUGCCCCUCAGAUAGACUACACAACCAUGGUGUUUGAACCCAUAGCUGAGAAGAUGGGAGUGAAAUACACCUGUGAUGUCAAGAGAAGGGGGUACUACCCGAAGGGUGGUGGGGAGGUCCGAAUCACCACCUCUCCGGUAGCGAUGGUAUCUCCCAUCACCCUCAUGGACAGGGGUCAAAUCACAAAGGUCACAGGAAGGUCAUGGGUCGCAGGGUCACUGCCUGUCAAGCUUGCCCACCUGGCUGGUAAGGCAGCCACAUCCCUGAUUAAGAGAGAGUUUCCAGAUGUUCCGGUGGACAUCGAGGCUGUUCAGGAGCCCAGACAUGCUGCUUUUGGGAACGGCAACGGCAUUGUAAUCAUGGCAGAAACCAGCACCGGUUGCAGACUGGGAGGCUCGGCCCUGGGGAAGAGAGGAGUUCAGGCAGAGGAUGUGGGAAGGAAGGCCGCUCAGAUGUUAGUGAAGAACAUGAAACAUGGAGGAUGUGUGGAUGAAUACCUACAGGACCAGUUGAUCUUGUUCAUGGCCCUGGCUAAAGGCAAGUCCUCGGUGAGAAGUGGGCCGAUCUCUCUACACACAAAAACUGCUAUAUUCAUCGCAGAAACUCUUACAAAGGCAAAGUUUACAGUAACUCCAGAAGGAGACCCAGAGACGGGCACCAACAUCAUCGAAUGUGAGGGCAUUGGGUUGGAAAACAGACAUGUCUGACAGACAUCUCAACUUCAACUACUUCUUGUAGGGCUACCUGUGUACCGAAAGUUCUAGCACAGUAACAGCAGGCAUAUACAUGUAUGCUUUGGUGUGAUGGUCAAAGUUCCAAACAAAAGCAAGCUACACCUACGUGUUGAACAGCUUGCACUUUGUAAUAAAGAA